Molecule: messenger RNA, 1329 nt
Organism: Ostertagia ostertagi
Lineage: Eukaryota; Metazoa; Nematoda; Chromadorea; Rhabditida; Trichostrongylidae
Source: the annotation of a GenBank genome assembly
AACACUCAUGGAACUGGUCUCAAUGGCCUGAAUUUUGUCAGCGAUGAUGCCUUACAAAUACGACCACCGGUUGACUUGUCUUCAAGCGACCAAGAUGUUGCAUUUGGUAGCGCUGGCACUUCGACACCCGAAGCGUCCGGCGAUCCGGCAGCUUUGUUGGCCGUGGAAAUACGCUCACUACCACAGCUUCUCCGAACGGCCUCGAUUCUAACCGAGUUCGCCCACCACUGCGCACAAACCCGCCUUUGCCGACUGCUAACUGCUCGAUCUAAGCCAGUCGCUGUGAGUCCGCUGUCGGUUUGCCUGCAGAAACUGUGCUUGGAGUAUAUUGAGCGUUUCCAUACACAACGUCGCUCGAAGAUGAGUGCGAUUCUGGAUGCGGAGUUGUGGAAGGCUGCCGAAGUAGGUGCUGAAUUUCAAUGUCUCGUAGAUGAAUCACUUCGCACAGGGCGGCUAAGAAAUGUCCCCGCGCCAGGUCUGACGGCAGGAGGAGGAGAAGCGCUCAUGGUUGACAACACUUCGUUUGUGGUUGUGAGCUCUGCCUUGGUCUUUUCAAAAAUCCUCGCUGACUAUUGCGAAUGUUUUGCUGCACUACCGGAAUUCGCUGCCGAUAUUUUGUCGCGUGUCGUCGAGCUUUUGAAGGGAUUCAACAGUCGCUGUUGUCAGCUGAUCUUGGGUGCGGGAGCCCUACAGCUGGUUGGUUUGAAGACGAUUUCUGUGCGGAACUUAGCUCUCGCCUCGCGAUCAUUACAGCUGAUCGUCCAUUUUGUGCCAUUAGUAGCUCACGAAGCUGAGCUUGCUCUUAGAGAGGACCAAAAACACCUCCUGCGGCAUUUCAAACAGGCUUUAACUGACUACAGUGACCAUAUAGGAGAGAUAACGUCGAAGCUUGUCAGCGUUAUUGAUCACCAUACAACCAACUGCUUGAAUAAUUGGGAAAUAAGCUCUUCAGUGCCAUCACCGUCUUUCCAACAGAUCUGUCGACAGAUGCAAAAAUUUCACAACGGUCUAGCUGGCAUAAUACCAGAUGAUCAAAUCAAGUCCUUGUUUGAAACGGUACAUGAGCACUUCAAAGGAAAUUUGAAGCUACAGCUAGCGAAGGUUGGCAUCUCACCACACGACUCUCUGAAAUAUGGUAAGAUUUUGCUCAGAACCGCCAUGUCUAAAACUAAAUUUUUGGGAAUAAUUGGAGGUUUUAUAGCCGAUGAGGGUUUUUUUUUCAGAUUUGUAUCACAGGACUACGCAUUUUAUGCGCAGAGUUUGCGUGCGAUGUCGAGCUGUUCGGAACUUCAUGUCGAGUCACUUAAUGAUGUUAUUUAUGGACGGUGA